This is a messenger RNA of Pollicipes pollicipes, 526 nucleotides long. Its product is annotated as U6 snRNA-associated Sm-like protein LSm5. The transcript is spliced from 4 exons. The record is from RefSeq and is a predicted model, not a curated record. Bases 144 to 419 code for a protein of 91 amino acids. Lineage: Eukaryota; Metazoa; Arthropoda; Thecostraca; Pollicipedomorpha; Pollicipedidae. Gene Ontology annotation, molecular function: RNA binding. Gene Ontology annotation, biological process: mRNA splicing, via spliceosome. Gene Ontology annotation, cellular component: U4/U6 x U5 tri-snRNP complex; Lsm1-7-Pat1 complex; U6 snRNP.
GUGCUCGUAAUUCGUGUGCGUCAGCUCGCGGAGACGAGGAGAUUGCAGCCCAGAGUAGCAGACCAAGGUGUACCUGAUCAACCACAUGGUUGCUGUUUCCAAGCCCAGGCAGUUGUGUGCCAUUACAAGGAUCAGUCUGAAUCAUGACGGCUGUACCAAACCCCAGCAGCACUCAGAUACUUCCUUUGGAGCUCGUGGACAAGUGCAUCGGGUCCCGGCUACACAUCAUUAUGAAGAACGACAAGGAGAUCGUGGGCACACUGUGCGGGUUUGACGACUUUGUCAACAUGGUGCUGGAGGACGUGACGGAGUACGAGAGCACGCCCGAGGGCCGGCGCAUCACCAAGCUGGAGACCAUCCUGCUCAAUGGCAACAACAUCACCAUGCUGGUGCCUGGUGGUGAGAUGCCCGACAACUAAGAAACUCCUGGUGCGCUGGUGUAUCAUGUUGCAUCGAGUCAUGUGUGCACACCCAUCUCAUGUGUUGCAGCCGCCCAUUUACGUAAAUAUAUGUUGGUGAACAAUAA